CAGUAGUGUCUGUCUAGGGGUCAUAAAUUGAGACAGACUCCCCACAUUUGCAUACACUAUUUCCCCACUGCAUCAGAGCUGAAAGACAAUAUGACCCUGCACACUUCACCCUCUGCUCGGUAAUCUACUCCGAGGACAGAGAGGAGUUACUUUCUCUAGUGGGGGUUUGGGUGGACCGGACCGACACUUUCUCUUCAGUUUACCCGUCCUCCCUCUGCGUCCAGCCGGCUGUCUCCACAGCAACGGGAGAGGUCCAGCCGAGCUGAACUCCUCGGAGCCAUGAGACAGUGGUGUGUCCCCGCUGCGACCCCUCGCACUGGACCACUCCCGGGGCGCCUGUCUGUGUCACCCCCUCCAGCAGAUGCCAGAAUGGAGUGCUGUGAGGUGGAGCCACGCUACACCAUCGAACAGAUCGACCUCCUGCAGCGCCUGCGUCUAUCCGGCAUGACCAAACCUCAGAUCAUCCAUGCCUUGGAGUCCCUGGAGAGGCUCGACCCGGACCACCGCCCGUCACACUGUGACUCUCAACCCGCCCCGUCCAACAACGCCCCCACCACGGCCGCUCCAGCCCCGUCCUCCUCUUCGUCCUCCUCCUCCUCGCUCUCCCUAGCCUCUGCUACCACGCAGACCUCCGGCCUGGAUGGCGCCGCGCUGUCACCCAGCAAUAGCUACGAGGCGUCGCCUCCACCCCUCUACCCUCCCAGCGUGGCGGUCCAGCGGUCAUUCAGCUACGACAUGAUGGGAGACGAGGAGUGGGACCUGGAGGAGAAGGUGGAGGAGUACAUGAGGAGAGACAGCAACCUGGUGAAAGAAGAGAUCAAAACUUUCCUCAACAAUCGCAGGAUCUCUCAGGCAAUCGUAGGCCAAGUUACAGGCAUCAGCCAGAGUUACAUCUCCCAGUGGUUGCUGCAGCAAGGCCUGGAGAUGAGCGACUCCAAACGCAGAGCUUUCUACCGCUGGUACCUGCUGGAGAGAAAUAACCCAGGGCUGAGGUGGAGUGAAAGCCAGCACAGCGUGAGUCCCAUGCCCAGGGCCAGGGGAGGGGACAGAGACGGGACGGUAGCAGGGGCAAGCGGCAGCCUCCCCAACCCCAACACCAACCUCAACCCCAACCCAGUAUGGAGCAGGCAGAGAGAGCUGCUGAUGCACUUGCUGCCGUGGUACGCUGCCGCAGCCGCCCAGGCCCAGCCAGGUGCCACCUUAUCGAUGCGGUCUCUGGUGAAGGAGGAGCCUGAUUGGAGGACAGGGAUCAUGGCUGGUGACAGAGCGGGGAUGGUGGGUGGGCCUCUGAGGCUGCGUAGAGGAAGCAGGUUCACCUGGAGGAAGGAGUGCCAAUCAAUCAUGGAGAGUUUCUUCAUGGAGAACCAGUACCCAGAUGAAGCCAAGCGAGAGGAGAUCGCCAACGCCUGCAACUCUGUCAUUCAGAAACCAGGCUGUAAGCUGUCUGAGUUUGAGCGUGUGACGGCGUUGAAAGUGUACAACUGGUUUGCCAACCGUCGAAAGGAGAUGAAGAGAAGAGCGAAUAUCGAAGCUGCCAUUUUGGAAAGCCAUGGAAUCGAGGUGCCAAGUCCAAGCUGCCACUCAAACGGAGAGGAGGGAGAGAUGCACGAGUUCGCCGAUCAGGUGAAUCAUCGAUUCUCAGAGCAGGAAGAGACCUCUUCCCACAGGAUCAUCGACCAACAAGAUCCCUCCUCACUGGCUACUACGGAGGUCGCCGCCCUGCCGAGCCCCAGCCCUCAGGUCCUGGAUCAGAAGGAGGAGGAUUCAAAAAGGGAGACGGUGGACGAAGAGUGACCAAACCUGGUGGAUCAUAUUUGAAUUUUAACGAAAGAUGAAAUAGGAAAACAAUAAGUGUCUCCUCCUCCUCCUCCUCCACCCAUGUAGGGCCUAUGGCACCCAAAAAUCAAAGGGAGAAGGGUGCUGAAGCUCGCUGAGGUGCCUCUGAUAGUAAGGAGGUCACUGUAUUUAUCAACAGUAAUCCUGCUUAUAUUAACGGCAAUAUACAGUAUAUAUAUAUCAAUAUAUAGUGCAUUCCAAGAUGGUAUUAAAAAGCCUAAAUUCCUUAGAGGGAGAAUUAUGUAAAGGAUACCUCGCCCAUUUUAAGCUACGCCUUUUUUUUUUUUUUGUUGCUACAUGCCUUCUUUUAAAGAGUGGUUGUUUGAUGGACUGUGGUGACACGAGUGUGCUGAGCCUGCAGGUCAGGUGUGUUUGGGUGUGGGGAUAAAGUAUGCUAUCAAGGAUCUAGUUUAUGCCGAUGUGAACGCCCUCUGCUUGCUUGAAUGUCUUUGACCCCAUCCGGUUCGUAACCUCAAUCAGUCGAUUGAUUCAAUCAGUCGAUCAAUCAACGAGUGCUGUUGCUAUCAAAUCCGUAAAGCCCUGAGGGACAACUGGAAUCUCAGGUAAUCCCAAAAAAAUGGUGGAUAAAGGACAGUGAAGAAUUGUCUUAACAUGCGCUUUACUUUUCUUCAUCUUCAUUUUCUUUAACUGCGUUUAACCAAAACAGGAUGUGUUAUUUAUACCUUUUUAUAUUAGCAAAAACAAGCCUAGGACAAUAUAUCAUUAGCAAUCUCUUUGUCUUCUUUGUUAUACUGAAUGCUGCUGUUUGCUCAUUUUUUUUAUAGUAUAAUCAUCAUUUCAAAGUCUCAAUCCUCAACUCAGCCAGUGAAGCUAGACUAGAUACAUAAGUCUACUCAGAUUUUAUUUUAUUUUUUACGUUUGAAAGAACGCUAAAACAAAAAUGUGAUCAAGAAUAACGCGUCAGCCUACACGCUCCAGGCACCUUAUCUCCUACUGGAAUAAGCUAAAGCUUAAGCUCCUGUACGUUUGUAUGACUGCAAAGCUGCACUUCAAAGUGGAUCUCACUAUAAUUGAAAGACUGUACCUGCGUUUUGGGCCGAGACAUGUACAUAACUCAGAGCACUGGUUCCCAAACCUGGGGGUACUGACCCCACGAGUGGUCGCCCAAAAGCUUCACAAGAGAGUCGCGAGGCCUUCUUUAUUUUUAAGUGGUGUAAGAAAACUUUUAUUUUAAUAUACAGUUGGCCUUUAUCUCAGCAUUUCAUUCAUUUCUGUGAAGAAAACUAAAUUAAAUAGUUAUUUUUAAAGUUAUUUAGGAUGUAAACAGGAUAAGGGCAGGAUAAGAUAAGCCUUCCCUCUCUGCUAAACAGCCUCAUCCUGCAUUAGAAAAAUACACCGUUAAAACAACUAAAGAGCUAAUGAAAAGCUCAAUAAAACAUAGAAUUUGUCAAAAAAAACUAAAAACUAUUAGGUAUGUAUGAUUAUUAAACAUAUAUAAAAAAGACAGAAUUGUAUUAAAAGUUCCUAAAAAUCUCUGAUGCAGUAUUUACAGGAAAUAAUCAGCUCAAGAUUCAUCCAAAUCGCUCGUUUCACACAAACUUCCUGCAGUUAUUUCGUCAUUAUUUGUGUUACUUGUACAGUUUAUCAGUUCUGUUAUUGUUAUGCAUUGAAUAUAAUAUGAAAUAUGUCACUUAGUGAGGGGUCGUCAGUUUACUCAAUGAUAGAAAAGGGGUCCCUUAAGGGAAAAAGGUUGGGAACCACUGACUCAAGAGAAUAUACACGUCUAUGGGUGCUUUCCUUUAAAUUACAUUAGCACUAUAUAGAAACUGUUGUCAAACUUGAAUAGCUGACUUAAACUCUGCAUUAGUCCCCUAUAUUUACUGGCCCAAGGCCUCGGGAGUUACUCCCUUAAUGUUCAUGAAAUGGACAAAGACGCUUGUUCUCAAAUGCCCCCCCCGACGGGGCGCUACCGUGUUACCUCCUAAUGCCAAAGCUAUGCCAAGGUAGAGAUGAGCUGCUGCGCUCACAGGAACAGGAAAUGACACAGUAGAUACGACUCUAUAGAUAUAUACAGAACGUAGAUGUUUAUUUGCUCAGUACAACACUAGCCAACUCUAGCUUACCUCAGAAUAUCUCUGUGUCACGAAUGUGUUACAGGCGAACUGUCAUAAAAAAGUGACUUAUUGUGACUGUUUAUGAUACGGACAGUGUUAUGUAGCAUUUAUGACGAUGGGGUUUGCCCUGUGUUGUUAACGUAUACUCACCUCAGACCGUUCUCUCGUCCGGCUUUGGACAGGAACCCCAAAGCUGCACGCUGUUUCUGAUUAUUAUGCUCCUCUCUAUCUGCUUUUAUCUGAGAAAAACAAUAACGAUAAUAAAAUUGUAAACAAUG
Messenger RNA from Sebastes umbrosus (honeycomb rockfish), 4189 nucleotides. RefSeq lists its product as uncharacterized. Bases 280 to 1794 code for a protein of 504 amino acids. Gene Ontology annotation, molecular function: double-stranded telomeric DNA binding. Gene Ontology annotation, cellular component: nucleus. The record is from RefSeq and is a predicted model, not a curated record. The transcript is spliced from 11 exons. NCBI's taxonomy places the organism in Eukaryota, Metazoa, Chordata, Actinopteri, Perciformes, Sebastidae. Gene Ontology annotation, biological process: positive regulation of DNA-templated transcription.